This is a messenger RNA of Hansenula anomala, 1980 nucleotides long. RefSeq names its product sodium:solute symporter family protein. NCBI's taxonomy places the organism in Eukaryota, Fungi, Ascomycota, Saccharomycetes, Phaffomycetales, Wickerhamomycetaceae. The transcript has 3 exons. Gene Ontology annotation, cellular component: plasma membrane. The record is from RefSeq and is a predicted model, not a curated record. The coding region runs from base 1 to 1980 and encodes 659 amino acids. Gene Ontology annotation, molecular function: spermidine transmembrane transporter activity; urea transmembrane transporter activity; putrescine transmembrane transporter activity. Gene Ontology annotation, biological process: urea transmembrane transport; spermidine transport; putrescine transport.
AUGACAAGUGCUACUAUUCUAAGUCAAUCAUAUGGGUAUGGCUUCGUUGUUGGGCUAGGGGCAGCUUUUGCUAUAGUCAUGUGUGGUAUAACCUAUGUUCUUGCUAAAUACUUGAACCAAGUUCAAAAUUCUGAAAGAUUCACAACAGCUUCAAGAAAUGUUGGAAGCGGGUUGAUUUCAAGUGCUGUCGUUAGUUCUUGGGUUUGGCCUGCAACUAUCUUGACUAGUUCUUUAUGGGGGUACACUUAUGGUAUAAGUGGUGGUUAUCUAUAUGGAAUGUCAGGAACAUUUCACAUCCUUGCCUUUGCCUUAUUAGCUAUUGAAAUUAAGAGAAUUGCACCAGCAUGUCAUACAAUUGGUGAGAUCAUUAAAGUUAGAUAUGAUAAGGCAACUCAUUUUGUCUACAUGUUUUAUGUUAGUGCAACUAAUUUAAUGGUUGCCUCAUGUUUAUUAUUAGGAGCUUCUCAAGGUUUCAACGCAGCAACUGGUAUGAAUGUUAUUGCUGCUAACUUCUUGAUUCCUUUAAGUGUUGCAGUUUAUACAAUGUUUGGUGGUAUAAAGGCAACUUUCUUGUCUGACUGGAUCCACACUGUUAUCAUUUACAUAGUCAUUCUGAUCAUGUGCUUCAAGGUAUUGGCAAGCUCUGAUAUUAUUGGAUCGCCAGGAAAACUUUAUGAUAUGAUUCUUGAAAGUGAAGCCAAGUUUCCAUCUAAAACUGGUACAAGUUUCCUGAGUUUCAAAAGUAAAACUAUGUUUAUGACAACAUGGAGUGUCAAUAUUGGUGGAUUUGCUUCUGUCUUUGGUGAUCCAAGUUAUGGACAAAAAGCCAUUGCAGCUGAACCUAAAAGUGUUUUGGCUGGUUAUGUUCUAGGUGGUGUGUGUUGGUUAACAGUUCCAUGGGCUUUAGGUAUAAUUGGCGGAUUGACUGCAAGGGCCUUGUUGGUCUCUGAUAAAUUCUAUACUUAUCCUAAUGAAUUAACUUCACACGAGGCUAGUGCUGGUUUACCUCUUAUUUAUGCUAUGGGUACAAUAAUGGGGACCCCUGGUGCUGUUGCUGCAAUCUUAGAUUUGUUUUUAUCAGUCACAAGUGCCUUGUCUGCAGAAUUGAUUGCAUUUUCUUCUAUUUCAACUUUUGAUAUCUAUAGAGGUUACAUUAAACCAACAGCUACAGGUAAGGAUCUUAUCAGGGUUAGUCAUGCAAUGACUAUGAUUUUCAGUCUUGUUGUUGCUUGUGUCUCUGUUAUUUUCAACUAUGUUGGUGUCACUGUUGGUUGGUUAAUUGGAUUUUAUGGUAUUUUAUUGUCACCAGCUGCUUCUAUUUUGGUCUUCACUUUAUAUUGGAAAAAGACAAGUAGUUUUGCUAUUACUUAUGGUUCACCAAUUUCAACAAUUUGUGGUGUUAUUUGUUGGGUCGCAACAGCUUAUGCUUCAGGUGGUGCUGUUAAUAAAAAUACGUUAAUGACAAGUGAACCAUCAAUUGUGGGAAAUUUUGUUUCAUUUGGUGGAUCAUGGAUUAUUAUUCCAAUAUUAUCAUACUUGAAGCCAGAAAAAAUUGAAUUUGAUUUCAAAACUUAUUCAACAGCUUUUGACGCAGCUGAUGAUGCAGAUGAAGAAGAAAAAGAAAACAUGACUGUUUCAGUUUCUGAUCAAAAGGCAUUAGCUAAAGCUUCAAAGAUUGCAUUAAUUUUGACUGUUCUUAUCUUGAUUGGAGGUUAUAUGAUUGUCCCUUUAACAUUUUAUGGAACUGAUUAUAAGUUUUCUAAGAAAUAUUUUACUCAAUGGGUUAUUAUUAUGAGUAUUUGUUUACUUUUGGCAAGUAUUUAUAUUAUUGUUGUUCCGUUAUACCAAGGUUUUGAAUCAUUCAAGCUUAUUUUCCAAGGUGUAUUUAGAAGCAAGAAAGCUGAUGUAAUUGAAGGUACUGGCAGCGAUAGUGAAGUCAUUGAAGUACAAUUGAGUGAUGCUAAUAAUAAGGAAAAGUGA